AUGUUCCAGCGAUCCGAGGAGGCACCACUGACCCUAGUCGCACGGCUUGACUAUCCCAACCGUCCCUCAGUGGUGAAAGCUCUUCUCCACACCUAUCUUCCCCGGAUUGUGGACCUUGACAUCACCUCAGAUGUUGUGGAUCUCGCAUAUGGAGACGAUUUACCCCUCACAAAGGCCUCCAAGCUUCACCAUAUUCAGUUGACCGAAACUCGUGGGAAACUAUUCGCUUAUCCGAUUUACUUCUGUAGCGAUAGUGCUCCUUCCUUACGCAGCGUUCGCCUCCUAUACGUGAAGCUGCCGUGGGCGGUUUCUCCGUUCAUGAACUUGGUGUCUUUGUCCAUCAAUAACUUAGGGUUUUUCAACAGACGGGACUCGGAUACCGCAGAUCCUGGCAAUGCACCGACACUCUCCCAGAUACUUCAUAUCUUGAAAUCCAACGAGAAGACACUCGAGGUGCUUGAGUUGGUGCAAUGCCUCCCCAUAUAUACUCCCCCUUUUCCGACGAUGAAUGAUAGUGUAAUGCCGAAAUUUUCUCGACUGAGAGAUUUUGUGCUGAACACAUACUAUCAUACGGCUUUGGCUGUCUUCACGCAUAUCAGCAUCCCCACACGAACUCGAUUGCAGCUGCAUCUCACCGUCGGAGCAAGCAGCAACCAAUCCGUGCCAUCAUCAUAUCAAUUAGCAUGGUUCGCUCGCUCAAGGAGAUUUAUUCUCACUCCUUCACGCACUUUGGAGGUCACGGUGGAAGGCUUCGAACUUAUCACAAGGUUCUGGCUCGAGGAAAUCGUCGAUGAAGACAUCCAGUCCUCACAAUUCACUCCCAAUAGCAAGGAAGUAUCGCAAUUCAAGUUCGAUCGCACGAUGUUACAUAGGAUCCUACCAGACACAAUAAAAUGGGUUCUUUCUCAUGGUCUAGGUACCACCCCACAUAUCACGACAUUGACAUUCAGGUCUACAUCCGAGUGGCUCACAGACGAUUGGCUCGUUGCUUUUGGAUCUCUCAGAACUUUGAGAAAUCUGAGCGUCUCUGGAAAUGUCGCUGUCCGUCUCAUAUCGCUCUUGUCGACGCGCCACGACAACCCAGAUCCAGAGGCAAUCAGUACGGACGACGUACAGCCAGAGUCGUGCAUAACUCAAUCCCCUCAUUUCAACCGGCUGUCGCAUCUUGCGCUGUCGCUCGUGGACUUCGGGGCACCCCUGAUCUUAAAGGUCAAUGGUCCAAAAGAACCGUAUGAAACUACCCUCCUCAACGAUGUAAUCAUCACCGAGCUGCACCAACGCCGCCGAGAAGAGUUAGACGAUAGCAACUCCAUUUCCAGGAUCCGAUGGCUGUCCAUCCAGCGUUGCACUAUCCAGGAAACAUGGGGACAGAAUAGUGGGAGAAGGUGCGAAGAGUCGCUCCGAGAUCGUGAUGAGUCUGUGGUCGAAAAGACUCUGGUUUCAUCUAUGCUAGCUCAUUCAGAUCAAACGUCGCUAAACUUUUGGAGCGCGGCGGGAGACGCCAGACUACUCAUUGCAAGGAAGAACGCUGUAGAACCAAGCCAGGAGCAGGGUCGUCUUGAUGACGAACUGGAUGCCCUGCAACUUGUACUGGAACGCAUACGAGUGCGGCGCAAUCAGCUAAUGCUUGCCAUCCAGCUGCCGGAAGAUGUUAUUUUUGAAGUUUUCAGAAUUCUCGCACAAAGUGACCCACCAUCCCAACGCCAUAUAGGCUGGAUAGCGGUCUCACACGUUUGCCAUCGUUGGAGAGAGAUAGCUCUUCAGCACUCUCUCCUCUGGACAUACAUUUCAACAGAUAGUGGUUCCAGACUGAUGGAACUCAUGCUUCAGCGAUCCGAGGAGGCACCGCUGACCAUGAUCGGCCGGUUGGGCUACCCCAAACGCACCUCGUUGGUGAAAGCUCUUCUCCAAACCUAUCUUCCUCGGAUUGUGGACCUUGAUAUCACCUCAGAUAUCGUGCAGCUCGCAUAUGGAAACGAUAGUUUUCUCCCCUCAAGGCCCUCCAUGCUUCGCCGGAUAGAGUUGAGCGAAACUCCCGGAGGACUACUUGCAUAUCCGAUUCACUUUUGUAGCGACCGAGCACCUUCCCUGCGCAGCGUUCGCCUCGAAUACGUGAAGCUUCCGUGGGCGGUUUCUCUCUUCACCAAUCUAGUAUCCUUAUCCAUCAACAACUCAGGUUUCUUCAACGAAUGGGAAUCGAACCUCACAGAUCCUGGCAACACACCGACACUCUCCCAGAUUCUUCAUAUCCUGAGACCCAACGAGCAGACGCUCGAGGUGCUCGAGUUGGCUGGAUGUCUCCCCUUAUAUACUCCGCCUUUCCCGGCGAUGGAUGAUAACGCCAUGCCAAAAUUUGCUCGACUGAGAGAAUUUGUGUUGGAGACCAACUAUCAUACGGCUCUUGCUGUCUUCACGCAUAUCAGCUUCCCCACGCGAGCGCGAUUACAAUUGCAUCUCACCGGUGGUGUAUUCGGCCACUUCGACUACGUGGUCUCAUCAUAUCAAUUAGCAUGGUUUGCUCGCUCAAGACGAGCUACCCUUACUCCUUCACGCACUUUGGAGGUUACGGAGGACCCUUACGCACUCAUAACAAGGUUCUGGUCCGAGGAACUCGUCGAUGAGGACAUCCAGUUCUCAAAAUUCAUUCCCGAUAGCAAGGAGCUAUCACAUCUCGAGUUUGAUCGUGGGAUCUUAUAUAGCAGCCUUCCGAACACGAUCCAAUGGGUUCUUUCUCUCGGCCUCGGUAGAACCCCACAACUCACGACAUUGUCAUUCAAACUUUCGUCUAUUAAAUCCGCCUGGUCUGCCGACGAUUGGCUCGUUGCUUUUGGAUCUCUCAGAACUUUGAGACAUCUGAGCGUCGCUGGAACUGCCGCUGUCAGUCUCAUAUGUGUUUUGUCGACGCCCCACGACAAUUUAAAUCCAGAGGCAAUGAAUACGGACGACUCCGUACAGCCAGCGUCGCACACGGCUCAAUCCCCUCAUUUCAAUCGGUUGUCGCAUCUUGCGCUGUCGUUCGUGGAUUUCGGGACAUCCAUAAUCAUGAUGGCAGAUAGUUCGGAACCGUACGAGACCACCCUCCUCGACAUAUUCGUCACUGAGCUGUACGAACGCCGCCGAAGAGAAUUAGACGACAACUCCGCUUCCAGGAUCCGAUGGUUGUCCAUCCAGUCUUGCACUCUACAGGAAAGAUGGUGGGAGAAGAUCACAUUGGUCGAACAUAUACAUCUUUUCGACUGA
Messenger RNA from Stereum hirsutum FP-91666 SS1, 3240 nucleotides. RefSeq lists its product as uncharacterized. The coding region runs from base 1 to 3240 and encodes 1079 amino acids. Gene Ontology annotation, molecular function: protein binding. The transcript has 6 exons. The record is from RefSeq and is a predicted model, not a curated record. Lineage: Eukaryota; Fungi; Basidiomycota; Agaricomycetes; Russulales; Stereaceae.